Molecule: messenger RNA, 1899 nt
Organism: Brassicogethes aeneus
Lineage: Eukaryota; Metazoa; Arthropoda; Insecta; Coleoptera; Nitidulidae
Source: the annotation of a GenBank genome assembly
GUAAACAUAGAAAACCCCGAAGGGCAGUAAAACAGAAAACUGCAAUGUCAGUGUUAAGAAACAUAACCUCUUUUAUAAUCUGUGCAUAACCUCAUUGUUUGAAUUUUCGUAAAAAUCAUGGAAACAAUGAGUCAAAUAAAGAAAAUCGAGAGGAAAGUGAAAAAGUUACAGCAUGUAGUGUUGAAGGAAACUGGCGUGACGUGCGUUGCGCACCCCACGAAGAUUUUAGCGAUAUGCAACGCAGGGCUUGUCAACGGUUUAACGGAGGAAAUUAUCGUCGAGAAUUUCAAGAAAUACGGAAAUGUCAAUAAGGUUUGCUUGGUGCCCGGUAAAUCGUGCUCAUUUGUGAGUUACAGAGAUUUGGAGUCAGCUACGAUGGCCUACAAUUGUUUCAAUGGUAAAUUAAAUAUAGCCCAGGAAAAUAAGCCUGUGUAUUUGUCGUUUGUGGAGAAUUUGGUGGAUUUUGAGGAGGAGAAAUCAUGGAGUAUUUUACCUGAAGGUUUGGUUGUUUUGGAAGAUUUUAUUAGUGAAAAAGAUGAGGAAACCUUAUUGGAAUUGUGCAACUUUGAUGAGUCCUGUGGAAGCAUGAAAAAUAGGCAGGUUAAGCAUUAUGGGUAUGAAUUUAGAUACGAUAUUAACAAUGUUGAUAAAGAUAAACCUUUGAAGGAAAAAAUACCCAUGGAAUGUGAUUUUUUAUGGACAAAAUUAAAUGAAACAUAUUUCAAAGGUUUUGUACCAAAUCAGCUAACUAUAAACCAUUAUAUGCCAGGGCAAGGUAUUCCUCACCAUAUAGACACUCAUAGUGCCUUUGAAGACCCAAUCAUGUCUCUAUCAUUAAACAGUUCUGUAAUAAUGGAUUUUAAGUGCGAUAAAAAACAUUUUUGCGUGUUUCUACCGCGCAGAUCUCUCGCUAUAAUGUCGGGAGAAGCUCGCUAUAACUGGACGCACGGUAUAACACCGCGAAAAUUCGACGUAAUAAAAUCGCAAAUUGGUUUUAACACUCUCCAGAGAGAAACACGCGUUUCUUUCACGUUCAGGCGGGUUCUACAGGGCAAUUGUACGUGUCGGUAUCCGUUUAAAUGCGAUUCUUACGCUAAAAACAACGAGGAUAAGUGUAUAGAAGAAAAAGUCGCAGCCGAUUUGGAAAAAACUCAUGUACACGAUGUUUAUGAGAACAUAGCGAAUCAUUUUAGCGAUACCAGACACAAACCAUGGCCAAACGUGCUGGAAUUUGUCCAAGGUUUUCAGCUAGGAUCUCUUUUAGUUGAUGUAGGAUGCGGGAAUGGCAAAUAUUUAGGGCAUAACAAAAAUAUAUACGAGAUGGGUUGUGAUACAAGUUUAGGUUUGCUAGAAGUCUGUAAAAACAGAAACUUCAACAUUUUUAACGCAAAUUGUUUGAAUAUACCCUUAAAAAAUAACAUAGCAGAUGCCUGUAUAAGUAUAGCAGUCAUACAUCAUCUGGCUAAUGAUGAGAGAAGAUUAAUGGCUUUAAAAGAAAUGGCGAGGGUUUUAACUGUUGGUGGUAGAUGUUUGAUAUAUGUAUGGGCUAAGGAUCAAAAAAAGGACAAUGAAAAAUCAAGUUAUAUCAAACAGGACAGAAAAAAUCGUAAAGCGGAAAAUAUUGAAAUUAAUAAAAACGAAGAGGAAAUAACAAUUUCUGAAAAUAUUAAACUUCCUGUUCAUACAAAUAGAACCCAAUUCAAACACAAAGAUGUAUUGGUUCCGUGGAAAUUAAAAAGUACAGAGGAAAACAAGCAGACUUUUUUGAGAGAAGUUGUUUGGGCCGAAAAGGCGGUAGAAAUUAGGCCACUGGAAACAAGUAUGCAUAGCGUGUUCCUCGACUUUGGCGAUUUUAAACACCGCUUCGUUGCUGCCAAGGCUCGUGUAUCUCUUAGGUGA